AGCACUAUCUAACAGGAGACAGUAUGGCCACCACCUUUUUCAAACUUACUGAUGCAAAUCCACCUCCUCAUCCUCUUGGCAGAGGAUUGAGCCUAUUGCCUAUUAUUCAGUUAUGGAGACCAAUGCGCCGCCCAUCAGUCCCCUAAUGAUGACCGUUUCUCUCAGAUCUCAGAUGUUGGAGCUGUUUCUACUGUGGUUGUGCCAGCUAUGGCCGAGUCCAGUUUGAAUUCUUUUCCAGGUUUUAGUCUGUUUGGAGAGUUUAUGUUUCAAGAGACGAGCCCACGCGCGUACGCAUCCAGAAGUGCCAAUGUGGGGAAAGGAUGAAUGUUGCUGCUGGGAUCUGCGGAUGUCAGCUUUGCGUGAAAAAAUUUGUGAAGAAAGGCAUUUAUGGAAAGGCUGAAGAUGCUGCAGAGUUGCAGGCUUAUGUUCUGGACUGGCUCGUCCUCCUGCAGAGCGCCAAGAUCCUCACAGUCUGUUUGAUUGGGGGCAGCCAUUACAUGCUCAUGGAUGAGGUCUCGCACUCUUUCCACCAAAGUGGCCACAGCGUACGGAUGCUGCUUCAGCUGGGCAAUCCGGUCAUUAAAGGACUUGAGUAUGCUGGACGCCCAAACAGCUAUGAAUUAACCACCUGGUCACCUGGUGAGAAUUACAUUGAAGAAUACAAUGGAUGGUUCUUUGUGCAGCAAAAAGAGUUUCUUCUUGGCAGGAGUAACUUUAGUGGCUUCUUGAACUUCAUGGGACACCUGGCCUACCACUGCGAUCUCAUUUUGAGUGACUCUGAGCUGAUGGACUUGCUGCGGAGGGAAUCUUUUGAUAUGGCCAUACUGGACGCCUUCAACCCCUGCUCCUUCCUGCUGGCCCACUUCCUGGGCCUGCGCUACGUGGCGUUCUAUCCCGGGUCCCUCAACGGACCCCUCUCCGUCGGCCUGCCCAGCCCCCUGUCCCACGUGCCGGUCUUCAACUCUGAGCUGUCUGACCGGAUGGGGCUUUUCGGCCGUCUCAAGAAUGUCGUGUUUUCCCUGGUAUCCCCCAUCGCGGAGCAGCUGAUCCAUCAGAGGUUCCAGCACGUGGCGGAGCGCCACUUCCUCUCGCCGCCGGCCAUGUCCGAGCUGUACAGCCGAGCGGAGCUGUGGGCCUUUAACACAGACUUCUCCCUGGAGUUCCCACAGCCACUGAUGCCCUACACCGUGUGUGUGGGGGGACUGCUGUCCAAACCCGCCAGGCCACUGUCUCAGGACCUGGAGGACUUCAUUGGUCAGUAUCCAGAGGAGGGGUUCAUAGUGGUCACCCUGGGCUCCAUGGUGUCCUCUGUCCCUCUGGAGGAGCUGCUGAGGGAGAUGAACGCAGGCUUCGCCCAAAUCCCCCAGGGCGUCGUCUGGAGGUACCACCCGCUGCGAUGGCCACCCCACAUUCAACCUGCACCCAAUGUAAAACUGGUGGACUGGCUGCCUCAGAACGACCUGCUAGGGCAUCCCAAGGUGCGUCUCCUGGUCACUCAUGGAGGUCAGAAUAGCCUCCUGCAGGCCGUGUACCACGCUGUUCCGGUGUUAGGCGUGCCUCUCUUCGGCGACCAGUUUGAUAACCUUGUGCGAGUGGAAGCCAAAGGCCUGGGGUUAGCGGUCAAACCCACAGAUAUCCAGAGAGAUGUCCUCAGUGGCACAGUGACCACACUCAUAACAGACCCAAGGUAUAAAGCCUCCGCUGAGUCUCUCAGUCGGAUCCACCGGUCACUCCCGCACCCCCCGGGCCAGCGGCUGGUGCUGUGGGUGGAGCACGUGAUGCAGAGUGGCGGUGGGUCUCACCUGUGGCCCUUCUCCCUCCAGCAGCCCUGGUACCAGCGCUGCCUGCUGGACGUGGCUCUCCUCGUUGCCCUGGUGACGCUCGGACUGGUGAACUUGGGAGUAGCGGCCUUUCAGAGCUACGAGGGGCGAAGCAAACUUAAACCGGACUGAUGUAGGACUGGUGCAUGUGCAGGGGUUUGUUUUGGAUAAUGCUGUGAAACCGACAUACAGAGACUUGGAUGGUUUGAUGGAUUGAAGUAAUGCUUUUAUAUUCUUUCAUAUAUUGCUGCAGUGGACCAGAUGAGUUAAUUAAAUGGAUGACACACUGAA
Messenger RNA from Alosa alosa (allis shad), 2111 nucleotides. Its product is annotated as UDP-glucuronosyltransferase 3A1-like. The transcript is spliced from 8 exons. Bases 321 to 1952 code for a protein of 543 amino acids. Gene Ontology annotation, molecular function: UDP-glycosyltransferase activity. NCBI's taxonomy places the organism in Eukaryota, Metazoa, Chordata, Actinopteri, Clupeiformes, Clupeidae. The record is from RefSeq and is a predicted model, not a curated record.